AUGCUGCUCCUGGGAGAAUCAAGCCGGACAGGUGAGAAAAGUGGUCCAAAACUGCUGCUUACACCCAAUGACUCAAGGGGACUGGAAGAGGCUCUUCCAACUCUGACUGUCACAACGAUCCUGGAAGAUCCUUACGUCAUGGUGAGGAGUGCGGAACUGGAGGGGUACUGCAUCGACCUGCUGAAGGCUCUGGCUGCAAUGCUCCGGUUCCGCUACAGGGUGAAGGUGGUGGGCGAUGGGCAGUACGGAGCCGUCUCUCCCAGCGGGAACUGGACUGGGAUGAUCGGUGAAGUUCUGAGACGGGAAGCAGACAUUGCGGUGGCUCCGCUGACGGUCACAUCGGCGAGGGAAGAGGUGGUCUCCUUCACCACCCCGUUCCUGCAGACCGGGAUCGGAAUCUUGCUCCGCAAAGAAACCCUCUCUCAGGAGAUGUCGUUCUUCCACUUCCUGGCUCCUUUCAGCAAGGAGACCUGGACCGGCCUUUUGUUUGCCUACGUGCUGACGUGCUUCUGCCUCUUUCUUGUUGCCAGGCUGAGCCCCUGUGAAUGGAAUGAGCCAAAGAAUGAAGAGAAUCAUUUCACUUUCUUAAACAGCCUCUGGUUUGGAGCAGGAGCCCUUGCCCUGCAAGGUGUCACCCCUCGGCCCAAGGCUCUCUCUGUGCGGGUCGUCGCUGCUGUCUGGUGGCUCUUCACCAUCGCCCUGCUGGCUGCCUACAUCGCCAACUUCACCGCCCUGCUGAGCUCUGGCAGCGAGCAGCUCCCCAUCCAGACCUUUGAGGAUCUGGUGAAGCAAAGGAAGCUGGAGUUUGGGACACUGGAGGGCUCCUCUACCUUCUACUUCUUCAAGAACUCCAAGAAUCCCAUCCAUCAGAUGAUCUAUGAAUACAUGGACAAGAGACGAGACCAUGUUUUAGUCAAGACCUACCAGGAGGCAGUUCAGCGGGUGAUGGAGACGAACUACGCCUUCAUCGGGGAAUCCAUCUCCCAGGACCUCGCCGCCGCCCGGCACUGCAACCUCAUCAGGGCCCCCGAAGUCAUCGGAGCCAGAGGAUUUGGCAUCGCCACCACCCAGGCGUCCCCAUGGACGAAGCAGCUCUCAGUCGCUGUCCUCAAACUGCGCGAGUCCGGAGACCUCGACUACCUGCGCAACAAGUGGUGGGAGAGCAGCUGCCUCCACAGGAGCAGGGAGCGGUGGGGCCCGCUGCAGCCCCAGGCGCUGGGGGGGCUCUUCCUCACCCUGGCCAUCGGCCUGGCCCUGGGCGUCAUCGCAGCCGUGGCCGAGCUCUCGAAUAAGAGCAGACACGCUGCUGGACAUGCCAAGAAAUCUUGCUGUGCUGUUUUCACAGAAGAAAUCUGCACUCGUCUGCAUAUAAAGAAAAACACAAGACAGAGCCAGGAGACUUCGGGGAGGGCUAACCCUUAA
Messenger RNA from Nestor notabilis (Kea), 1422 nucleotides. RefSeq names its product probable glutamate receptor. Bases 1 to 1422 code for a protein of 473 amino acids. Lineage: Eukaryota; Metazoa; Chordata; Aves; Psittaciformes; Psittacidae. Gene Ontology annotation, biological process: modulation of chemical synaptic transmission; synaptic transmission, glutamatergic; monoatomic ion transport. Gene Ontology annotation, cellular component: plasma membrane; AMPA glutamate receptor complex; dendritic spine. The transcript is spliced from 9 exons. The record is from RefSeq and is a predicted model, not a curated record. Gene Ontology annotation, molecular function: transmitter-gated monoatomic ion channel activity involved in regulation of postsynaptic membrane potential; AMPA glutamate receptor activity.